CCACACCCACCAGUGUCAUAUUGCAUCAACCAAAACUAUUUUAUAAUUUCGAGAAAUAGUGUCUCUUUAAUUAAAAACCAUUGUUAUGUUCUGAAAGUGUAUAUGCAUUGAGCAAAGUACAAUCAAACUUAAAUGGCCCACUUUACUUGAAUUCACCCUACGUGUCUGUGCGUGUCUAUACACUGCUACUUUCUUUCAAUAAAUCUGCUGAGGAAAAUGAAACGUGAAACGAAGUGUGAGAGACACCGCCCCUAGCCUGUAGGCUAACAUGUUGAAGGCACACGUUUAAAAAUGUGCAGGUACAUUUUUGCAACACAUUUUAAGACUAAAAGCAUGCAGUGCAAAUGGACAAGAUCUCCUGUCCUCGACUUUUUACUUGUACUUUCAUUUCCAUCUGCGUCUUAUGGUUCUCACUCUUUGUCGUUGCUUUCAACUUAUAUUCAAGAAGAAACACAGUUUCCUAAAUUUAGUUGCACAACAACUCUGGAUGACAUCACAGUUGGAUACUAUAAUUCAGAAAUUUAUAUUCCAAAAGGGAAUAUGACGAAUGAGGAUGAUGUGAUUGAUUCAGAUUACAUAAAGGGUAUAAGUGACUACAUGUAUAACUCAUUUUUGAGACGAUCUGCACUGCUGAGAGACUUCAGUCAAAAUGAGAGUCUUAAUGUUUACCAGACACUAGUUGUCUGUGAGCUGCUGGAACUAGACAAGGCUGGAAAGAUGAUUAUCAAAGAUGCCGCUGGUGGCUACACCACAGAUGAGCUGUGUUACUUUAACAACAUCUUUACUUACACUGUAAAUGUGACUGCAAAUAUUACACAAGAAGUGCUCAAACCUCAUCUGGAAGAAUUUAAGCAGGAAUUUGCAAAGUUCUUUUACCCAAUUUGCAUAACAACUCUCAGGAAUUACCUCAAAAAGAGAGGAGGUCAAGUGAAUAGAAGGAUAACACCCAAUAUCAGGCUCAUCCAGAAAGCAAACUCAGAUUCUGGAGGGUCUCGUGUGAGUUGUUUGGCAUCAGGAUUUUACCCACGUCACAUCAACCUGACCCUGUUCAGAGAUGGGCUGCCUGUAUCUGAUCAUGAGAUCACUGGAGGAGAGCUGCUGCCCAAUGCUGACGGGACGUACCAGAUGAGGAAGAGAUCGUCUGGAGAUCAGUUGGGAUUUUACCCUCGUCACAUCAACCUGACUCUGUUCAGAGAUGGGCAGCCUGUAUCUGAUCAUGAGAUCACUGGAGGAGAUCUGCUGCCCAAUGCUGACGGGACGUACCAGAUGAGGAAGAGUCUGGAGAUCAGUGCUGCAGACAAACACAAAUACACCUGCUCUGUCACACACCUCAGUCUGGACGACAAACUGGACAUUGAUUUGGAGUAUCCAGGGGAAACAUUUGUGGUGGUGGUUUUGGCAUUGGGAUUGGUGUUUUUGACUGUGGUUGCCAUUUUUAUAUCGAGGAGAAGGUAUCGUUCAGUUUCCUCUUCAAGUAACUACUCUUCUGCUUCUAGUGGGUAUUUUCUGUCCAGGUUGUGAUUUAAUUAAUUUGCACGAAGAAUAACAAAAUAUAAAUUAAUCUGAAUAUUUUCUAACACAUUCUUUUUUUUA
Cyprinus carpio (common carp) is the source of this 1593-nucleotide messenger RNA. RefSeq names its product zinc-alpha-2-glycoprotein-like. Gene Ontology annotation, biological process: immune response. The coding region runs from base 292 to 1521 and encodes 409 amino acids. The transcript has 7 exons. Lineage: Eukaryota; Metazoa; Chordata; Actinopteri; Cypriniformes; Cyprinidae. Gene Ontology annotation, cellular component: external side of plasma membrane. The record is from RefSeq and is a predicted model, not a curated record.